Molecule: messenger RNA, 6340 nt
Organism: Planococcus citri (citrus mealybug)
Lineage: Eukaryota; Metazoa; Arthropoda; Insecta; Hemiptera; Pseudococcidae
Product: serine-rich adhesin for platelets-like
Exons: 20
Coding region: 988-6057 (1689 amino acids)
Biological process (GO): activation of GTPase activity
Molecular function (GO): guanyl-nucleotide exchange factor activity; protein binding
Source: RefSeq, a predicted model, not a curated record
GGCCUCUAUCAUCAUUAUCGCCGCAACCUCGUCCGCGUCCACCCAACCAGCCAUCCCACCACCACACGACGAAACGAGCGAAAGAGCGGUACUCUUACUCGACUAUCAUCGCUUCGCAGUUCGCAGGCAGAAAACUGAAAAGCACUCGAUGAGUGUGUAUUUGUAUACUCAUACUGAUACUCGUAUUACGUGUACCGUGUACGGUGUACGUAGUCAUAAGUCAUAGUCGUAGUCGUACGUGCAAGUUGAUAAAGCGAAAGCCGUGUAUGCCGUGCGUUGAUGUUGAUGAUGUGUGAUGUUUUGUUGGUGUUUGCGACGUACCGGGUAAUUUUGACACGUUUUCGCCCGUAGAUAAUUGUGCCGUUCGGUUCGGUAAAGCUCUCGUAACGUAACGUAGUGUAGCGUAGCGUAGCGUAGCGUCAAAGUAUCGCAGGCCGAAAUUCGAGGGGUUGGUGCCGUUGGUGGUUAGGGAAUUGAAAAAUUUAUUCGCCAGUCGCCAGCUCUAUGGUCGGAGCUGAUGUUUUCUUCUCGAUCUCGAUAACAUAACGGUAUCGUUGGUCGUUGGUAGUUUCGGUGUGACAGUGGACGGUGACGCAAGACGCAAGAUGCAAAUUACUAACGUGGCGGUUUGCUAGUUUUGUUUUGCUAUUGCUGGUUAUAAGUACGUACUCGGUACUCGGUACUCGUAUUAUUUGCGGAUUCAGCAUUCGGCAUUCGGCGUUCGGCAUUACCUACGAGCAGUCGGUCGGCUCAUCUAAAUGCAGGUGCAUCCGAUAAUUGUGUUUCCAAUAUCGUCACAUCUCACUCAUACGACAUUCUACACAUACGUCGCUGCUUUUGUGGUAGCAGCAGCAGCAGCAACGAGGGCGGUACUUGUUCGAUGAACUUUCGUAUGAAAUUGAUGAAAAGUGAGGAACGAAGGCGAACGCGAACGCGAACGGUGAACGGCCACACUGUCGAAAACGUAAAUUAGCGACAGUCGACGGGAUGGCGCGUAUAAUAUGCAGCCGCGAACGUAAAAACGAAGCAAAUUCUCCGGCCAGCGGCGGCGGCGGCGGCGGCGGUGGUGGAGGUGGCAGCAGAUUGCGCGAAGCGACGACGAGCAAUCGGCGAGAUGGCGAGACCGCAGCCGAUGGUGACGGCGAUGCCGAUGGCGAUGCGGAUGCUGGCGCUGGCUCUUUUGGUGAAAAGCGAGACGCCGAACGCGGCGGCGUGCCGAGUAAAGUGACGCGAUUAGCCCAACAAUUCAGCUCGGCCAGUUUGAACGAGCAACUCGGGCUCGAGCGCGAGCCAAAACAAAGCGGUGCGACGACGAAGCGUACGGCGGCUGGCGGCCACCAUCAGCUUCAGCUUCAGCUUCAGCGUUUGUCGACUCGAACGUCAGCUGGCGACCAUAGCUGUCGCGUUAAAAAAACCGUUCGACUUUUCGAAAUAGACUCGAAUCGAGCGGUGAAAACCACCGACGACAGAGCGUGCUCGUUGAACGGUGGUAAUGACGGCGGCGAUCGCGUCCAGCGACCCGCCAAUUCUAAUGCCAACGGAGGCGUCCGCGCCGGCAUCCGUGCCCAAACAAAGACGACCGAUAAAAUAAGCGCCGCCGCCGCCGCCGCCGCCGGAGCGUUAGACGAAUCUCUGGUGUCGGCGCGAAAUCGACUUAAACGAGUGGCGGCGAGCCGGGACACUUGCGCUGCCGCUAUCGCCUCUACUAUCGACGGAAAGCGAGAAAAACCACGUUGGUCGCGUUUGUCACCGCCCGCGCCCGCGCCCGCGUCCGCUUCCGCGCCUGCAACGUCAAACGUUUGCGACGGCACGAAUGCCAACGUCGUCGAUCGGCCGUACGAAGGACGACGCUGCGUCAGUAUGUUGGCCAACGUCAAGCAUACGCAAAUCUACGCUAGUUACGACGUGAAAACUUUGAAAAACAGACCUUUGUCCGUGGCCCAGCAUUUUCGUUUGGAAGGCGUUUUGAACGACGCAGCAGCCUCGAAUACUGUCACCACCACCACCACCACCACCACCACCACCACCACCUGCACCAUGUCCGUGUCGACGUCGUCGCAGCAAACAGAAAAACAAAGCCGAAGCGCUCACGAGCCCGCUACAACGACGACGACGACGACAACAACAACGGUGACGACGACGAGAACGGCUCCGGCGUCAGCGCUGCAUAAAAAUACGUCUUUUUUACACGGUUCGCGAAACGAUCGAUCGCCAUCGGCAUCGCUGAGCCAAGUAUCGUCGCAGAUCACCUCAGGAGGAAGCAGUGCGGCGGAUGUUUACGACGACGGGGGCUACUGCGCCACCGCCACCGCCAUCGCCAUCGCGCCGUACGAAGAUGUGGCCGAUGCAGACAACGACCACGAUAGCGACGAAGCCGAUAGUUACGGGUAUUCGAAUAUCGACGAGCUACGUUCGCGUGGCUGCGAUCAACGUCAUACGGACCAACAAUGGGAAAGCGACGGCAAUGGCGAUGGCGACGGCGAGGUUGACCACGAAUCCAACGUUUACGACACAGUCGUGUACUCCGAGUUGAACGUAGCACGGCCACUACCACCGCCGUCACUCGGUGUCUGCGGUAACGGCAACCGCAACCGCAGUCGCAGUAGUUGCAUUCGCGACCUGAAUGACGACGACGACGACGACGACGACGACGACGACGGCGGGGAUGACGAAUAUAGUUACUGUAGCGGCGAUGAUGAGACGGCGUACGAAGUGGUUUCUCCGUUAGUAUACGCUGCUGAGUCAGACUGCAACUCGGACAGCUCUUUGGAAAAAGCCAACAGCCUGUACGAAACCAAAGAGACGACGACGACGACGACGCCGACGCCGACGCCGUCGUCUUGCUACCACAGUCGCGUGCAAACGCUAUCGACGAUUACGCCAAUGGAAAUGCAACGCGAUCAAGGCAGGGACAUUAUCAACGAUGGAGCGAUUAGCGUUGGCGCAGCAGCAGCCGCAGCCUCAGCCGCAGCAGCCGCUACCACGAAUAGCUCGGCUAGUUUGGCGAGUGACGAUUGGUUGGACGUUAACGAAUGCGAAAGUGCCGAUGAAAUUCGUCGAAAAAAACUGUUUGUCACAAAGAAACGCCAAAUACGUCUGAGUCAUAAACUGCGAAAAUUGAAAAGAAAGAAAUUACGAUCGUAUUCGAACCAGCUAAAAAUUUCUAUAUGCGUUGGAACGCGCGCGGGAUCGACUAGCAGUAGCAGUACAAUUUAUAUGGUCGCCGAUGCGGCGAAUGUAUGCGGAUGCGGAUGCGGAUGCCGCCAGCAUCAGCGUAACAUACCGUCAAAACAACUCGGCGAUGGCGACAGCUCGCAAAAAAACGUCACCGUCUUGCGAUCGGUGCUGUACUUGUUGCCGAAUUACGAAGCUCAAGAGAUCAGCACGUUGUUUACAGCCGAUGACGCGGCCACGAACGCCGCCGAUGGAUUUGGCGAUGGUUUGACCAAUUCCAAAAUGUACGACAAAGAAAGCUCCGCUGCUGGCGGCGGAGAUAAUUUUCCCGACGAGCUGUGCGAUGAUUUCGACGAUACGUCAUCCGAAGAGAAUGAUUAUCCGUCACCGGAAAAAGCUCACUGUUCGCCUCCUCCAAGUACGCGAGCUACGGAUAAGAAUUUGUUACCGAAUGUGCAAUCGCAAAACAUUUACGAAUUCAUGAAGAAAGCCAGGAAAACGGUGAGGAAAAGUUGGAGCUCGCUCAAUCAGCAGAUGAGAAGAAGCAGCAUGCAGAUGCAGAUGCACAGCCGAACCAGCACCAGGUCGCAGCCGCAGCCGCCGCCGCAGCUGCCCAUUCGAGACCAAAUCCAAGAUAAAGCAGGCUCGCAAGAUUUCCAAAUAAGUGACGCUCAUUCCAACGGUGUGCAGACAAAAUUGAAAAAUAAUCGUCGCAACGUGGCUGCAAACGCCGCCGCCGCCACCGCCACCGCCGGCUCGGUGCGAUGGACGUCGUUCAAAACCAAACUACGUCCCAAAUAUUCUACCGUCAGCGCCACCAAUUCUUCGUCAAUUUUCUACUUGAAUCCGGAAGAUCUUCGUUUCGACGCACUCACCAAUACGAGUAAAAGAAAUGACGAUGCGAACGUCUCCGAAAGAGAACGAGAAAGAGAAAAAGAAAAGGACGAAUUGACGCUUACGCGAAGAAGAACCACGUGCUUGGAUUUCAAUGCGAGUAGACCUCGGCCGUCAUCUCCUCCACCGCCACCGCCUGUUGCUACUGGCGCAGCUGCAGCCGAUACACCGCAACAACAUGCAGAUGGAAAUUUUCGUACCGACUGUGAUCGCGAUCAACAUCUCAAGCAACAACCAGCUGAUCAAAAGCGCGACAGUAUCGCAACGACUGCAACUAGUCGUGUCUCAGGUUCGCCUUUCAGUUCGUCCAAUUCAGAUUUGAAUGCGAGUUCGUGUUCUGAUUUGCAGUCAAGAUUUGCCGAUGAGCCGUUAUAUCAGUUUUAUACCGAAUCCGUUGCUCAGCUGACUACAAACGCGUCGAUGCGCGAACACGACUCGGACGAUUCGGAUGGCGAUGGUUACGAAGAAAUCGGUUCGUCGACGAGCAGGCCUUCGGCUAUGGAACUGAUCACGCCGUGUCCCAACGGUCACGGUCAGUGUCGUUCGUUGUGGUGCGAAGUGGACGAAGUGAAACACAGCGGCAUUUUGGAAAAACUCAGUGUCAGUCGGCAAAAGCUUCAGGAGGCCAAGUUUGAAGUGAUCACUUCGGAAGCGUCGUAUUAUAAAUCGCUAUCGGUGUUGGAUAAAUUAUUCGCCAACGACGCGCGAUUACGAGACGAAAAUUUACUUUGCAAAAACGACUGGAAAAUAUUGUUCGGAAAUGUUGCCGCCGUGAGAAAAUGCUCGCAAAUGUUACUGUCGGAUUUAGAGAAAUGUUGGCAAGACGACAUAAUGCUGGCUGGUUUGAGCGACGUAAUUUACGAGCACGCGUUGAAAAAUUUCAAAAUUUUCGUCAAAUAUUGCUCCAAUCAAAUUUAUAUCGAUCGAACGCUGAAAAAACUCAGGGAGCACAACGUUACUUUCGUGGAAUUGAUCAACAAAUUGGAAGCGGAUCCUAUUUGCCAGUCGUUGAGUUUGCAUUCUUUUUUAAUGCUACCUAUGCAACGAAUCACCAGAAUGCCGUUACUAGUGGACGCCAUUCUUACAAAAUUAGAUCCCGUUCACGACCAGCGUGAUCAUAAAACUUUCAAAACUACUCUAGCCAAAUUGAACAAGAUUGUGAAAGACUGCAAUGAAAAUGCCAGAAAAUUCGAACAAUACGAAGAAAUGCUUUUACUCAGUCAACAGUUGGAAUUUUCUCGCAAGGACGUGAAAAUGUUUUCGGUCGCGUCGAGUUCGCGAUGGCUCGUCAAAUCCGGCCCGUUAACGCAUUUAAAUCCGCCCGACGCCAAGCUAACCAUCACGCGCAAGCUGACCAAAAACGCUAUCAAAUUAUAUUUCUUCCUGUUCAACGACAUGCUCGUCAUUGCCAAGAAGAAAAGCGAGGAGAGCUACGCGGUCGUCGACUAUUGUUUAAGAAACGUAAUGCAAAUGAGCCUGCUGGAUGAUUCGCACUCGUCAUCGUCGUCGUCGUUGUCGUCGUCGUCGCAGCCGAGUUUAGUCAAUCUGUAUCUGCCGCAUCGAUAUCUGUUAUUGCUUACAAUUUUGGAAAAUCACGACGGUAAAACCGUCGAAAUGGUUUUGAGCUGCGAUUCGGAUUCGACUCGUCAACGAUGGUUGGAAGCUUCGUAUUCUCGUCUAACCUCCGAUAAUCCGGAAGAGAAGUUGUACGAAGAAUGGGACUGUCCGCAAGUGCUGACUGUGCACGAUUACGCCGCCAAUCAACCCGACGAACUGUCAUUGCAAAAUGGAGACGUCGUCAAAGUACUGAAAAAAACCACCGACGGUUGGUACCAUGGCGAAAGAAUUCGAGACGGAGUUACCGGCUGGUUUCCUGGAAACUAUACCGUGCAAGUCGCUUCGCAACAUACGCGAGCCAAGAAUUUGAAAUUACGCCAUCGAUUGUUGACUCUAUCGGCCGACUUUCUGCACAAUCAACAACAAAAGUAAUACACCGCAAAAACCGAUUAAUAGUUUCGUCGAUGGUCAAAUUUUUCAAAUUUCUGUACUCCGCGUCGCGCCUGUACGAAAUACGAAUACCAGCCAGGAGUUCGAGUCACAUCCGUCGACCAUUAAAUAUUCUUAUACCGUUAUUAUUAGGUAUUUCAGAAACGGCCGCGGCGGUGUAGUUGGUUUAGUCAGUUGUAGACUGUUGCUGCAAGCAGUAGUGAAAAGUGAAAACUGAAUUGUGAAUAGUGAUCGAGCGUUGACGGGGAAUGCUAAGCGAGUAUUU